This is a messenger RNA of Ananas comosus (pineapple), 1349 nucleotides long. RefSeq names its product phosphatidylinositol transfer protein 1-like. Gene Ontology annotation, biological process: phospholipid transport. The transcript is spliced from 10 exons. Lineage: Eukaryota; Viridiplantae; Streptophyta; Magnoliopsida; Poales; Bromeliaceae. The record is from RefSeq and is a predicted model, not a curated record. The coding region runs from base 181 to 1029 and encodes 282 amino acids.
GUAAUGGAAUACUACAGGGAUCAUCCAUACAUUUGACCCCAGUAUUAAAGGACAAAACAUUUCUCUGAAUCCUCAUUUGCUUUUUCACCCAAUGAGAGGGAGUUUACAGCAGGUGGAGAAGGAGUAUUUCUGGGACAAGAGGGAAGUUGAACAAAAACUCCUUUUAGAGCCCAAGAUCAAAUGGUUCAGAUCAAGGAGUUCCGAAUUGUCAUGCCUAUGACUGUGGAAGAGUAUGGGAUGGGUCUAACGUACACCGUAAUGAAGAUGGAGCAGCAGAAUACAAACAGCAAAGAAGGGGUGGAGAUACUGCAAAAUUCACCUUUUGAGGAUCAGAUGCUUGGAAAGGGCCAGUACACUUCCAAAGUUUAUCAUCUGCAGAGCAAAAUCCCACCUUGGCUGAAAACUUUUGCUCCGCUGAGUGCUCUCACAGUGGAAGAGGAAUCGUGGAGCGCAUAUCCCAAAAGCAAAACAGUGAUCAAGUGCCCAUUUUUUACCAAGUGUUCUCUGACUAUCGAAACUGUUAAUAAGGCGGACAAUGGUUGUUCUGAAAAUGUCCAUGGUUUGAAUAAAGAGCAACUAGCUGCUAGGGAGGUGGAAAUUAUCGACAUAGCAUCGGUUUCGAAGGAUUACUGGAGUAAAGUAAUCGGCGCUAAUAAUGUGGAUUUGACAACUUUCAAAUCUGAAAGAACCGGUCGCGGUCCACUUCUGAAAGGAUGGAUGGAUUCGUGUCAACCGGUCAUGACAACGUACAAAUUGGUGAUGAUGGAUGCUCCGAUCUGGGGUAUUCGUGACCGCUUGGAGGAAUGCCUUAUUACGGGCGAGAGGGCAUUAUUUUUAGCAUGCCACAAGCUCUGCUUUGCAUGGAUUGAUGAGUGGUAUGGAAUGACCAAGGAACAACUAUGCGAGUUGGAAAGACAAAAAGACUCGUUACUAAAGAAGAGAUUCCAAAAGUCGUCGAAGGUCGGGAGCAAGCGUGACAAAAGGAAAACCGCACAAGAUAACACGGCCAUGGUCGAAAGUUGUAAAUAAUUGAUUACGAAAUGCGUGUUUUAAAUGGCCCUACUUCCUCUCCAUUCCUUAGAAAGGGGGCGAAGGAGUGUUUCAAAAGGAUGCAAUGAAGAUUCAGGAGGGCCAAGGUCACAGAAAACAGACUUAAAAAGCAUAUAUUUCAUUCAAGGUCUGUUUAUAAUGCCACCAACUUAUUUCUAUCAAAAAGAAUAGAUUGUUUAUAACAUUAUCCCUAAUCGAAAGUUACAUUUCAUGCUGUUAUUUCUGGUUUGUAUAGUUACCAAAGCCAUGUUCUACUUUAAUAUAACUCUUCUAAUUAUACUUCUUCGGUAUGUAUAUAA